Messenger RNA from Dicentrarchus labrax (European seabass), 3894 nucleotides. RefSeq names its product YES proto-oncogene 1, Src family tyrosine kinase (gene yes1). Gene Ontology annotation, cellular component: extrinsic component of cytoplasmic side of plasma membrane. Lineage: Eukaryota; Metazoa; Chordata; Actinopteri; Moronidae. The coding region runs from base 438 to 2081 and encodes 547 amino acids. Gene Ontology annotation, molecular function: ATP binding; signaling receptor binding; non-membrane spanning protein tyrosine kinase activity. The record is from RefSeq and is a predicted model, not a curated record. Gene Ontology annotation, biological process: cell surface receptor protein tyrosine kinase signaling pathway; innate immune response; cell differentiation. The transcript has 12 exons.
AUUGCUUCUUUGGCCUCGUCGGCUCCUCGGUGCUAGUCUGGCUAUUGUUGUGUGUCUUUCGGGGCAACCCUGACCUAUCAGCAGGCGGUGAUUUCUGGAUAUUUUAACCGUUUUGCUGAGCUCUUACCCCGCCAUAUUAAGCAGCCUUUGUCAGCUGGCGGUGCGUCCUCGUUUGAACGGAAUAUAAAGGAUCCCAGCGGAGGACUUUGGGGCUGGUGAAGUAGUUAAUCGGUAUGGGACAGACGGAAGACUGAGAUUCCACGUUAAGAGACUUGUUUUGUAUCGGCCCUGUUUCCACUUUCUUUUUGGAUUGUCGACGUGAAAUUAGAAGAAUAGAUAAAACAAAAAACCAAAAACGUGGAGGAGGAAAAGAAAAGACCACAGGACGCAUGUAGCCGAAGUACAACACUGCAAAGGUCUCUUUUCAAGGCUUGACGAUGGGCUGCGUCAGGAGUAAAGAGGACAAGGGCCCGGCGCUGAAGUACCGACCCGAUAACUCAAAUGCCACGCCGAUCAACUCCCACCUGGGCCAUUAUGGGCCUGACCCCACCCUGAUGGGUCAUUCACCAGCUAUGAAGACACACAACAACAGCUACAACAGUCACGCCGCCGCCCUCACGCCCUUUGGUGGGGCGACUUCGGUCAUGACGCCCUUUGGCGGGGCCUCCACCUCCUUCACCUCAGUGGCCGUGAGCAGCCCCUUCCCCGGUAUCAUCACAGGUGGUGUAACAUUUUUUGUAGCGCUGUAUGACUACGAAGCGAGGACGUCAGAUGACCUGUCAUUCAAAAAAGGGGAUCGUUUCCAGAUCAUCAACAACACGGAAGGCGACUGGUGGGAGGCUCGCUCCAUCAACACCGGACACAAAGGUUACAUCCCCAGUAACUAUGUGGCUCCAGCUGACUCCAUACAGGCUGAAGAAUGGUACUUUGGUAAAAUGGGCCGCAAAGAUGCUGAGCGUCUUUUAUUGCUUCCAGGGAACCAGCGGGGCACUUUCUUGGCACGAGAGAGUGAGACAACCAAAGGUGCUUACUCUCUUUCUAUCCGGGACUGGGACGAGGUGAAGGGAGACAACGUCAAACACUACAAAAUCCGUAAGCUGGACAACGGUGGUUAUUACAUCACCACUCGGGCCCAGUUUGAGAAUCUACAGAAGCUGGUGAAACACUACACAGAGCAUGCAGAUGGUCUGUGCCACAGGCUGACAACUGUGUGUCCCACAGUGAAGCCUCAGACUCAGGGACUAGCUAAGGAUGCCUGGGAAAUCCCGAGGGAGUCCCUCCGACUGGAGGUGAAACUGGGCCAAGGCUGCUUUGGAGAAGUCUGGAUGGGCACAUGGAACGGCACUACUAAGGUGGCUAUUAAGACCCUGAAGCCGGGUACCAUGUCCCCAGAGGCCUUCCUGCAGGAGGCUCAGAUAAUGAAGAAACUUCGACAUGACAAACUGGUGCCUCUCUAUGCUGUCGUGUCUGAGGAGCCCAUCUACAUUGUAACAGAAUUUAUGGGCAAAGGUAGUUUACUGGACUUCCUGAAGGAGGGAGAUGGUAAAUAUCUGAAGCUGCCCCAGCUGGUGGACAUGGCUGCACAGAUCGCAGACGGCAUGGCCUUCAUUGAGAGGAUGAACUACAUCCACAGGGACCUGAGAGCGGCCAACAUCCUGGUGGCGGAUAACUUAGUGUGUAAGAUCGCUGACUUUGGCCUGGCUCGGCUCAUCGAGGACAACGAGUACACCGCCAGACAAGGUGCUAAAUUCCCCAUCAAGUGGACGGCCCCUGAAGCUGCUCUGUACGGCCGCUUCACCAUCAAAUCAGACGUCUGGUCGUUUGGUAUACUACUGACUGAACUGGUGACUAAAGGGAGAGUACCAUACCCAGGUAUGGUUAAUCGAGAGGUACUUGAGCAGGUAGAACGAGGUUACCGCAUGCCUUGCCCCCAGGGGUGCCCCGAGUCCCUCCAUGAGAUGAUGAGGCAUUGCUGGAAGAAGGAGCCAGAUGAAAGACCGACCUUUGAAUACAUCCAGUCCUUUUUGGAAGACUACUUCACAGCCACAGAGCCACAGUACCAGCCAGGGGACAACCUCUAGUCUGGGGGAUUUGGGGGUUGAACUGUGGCCUCACACAGAGGUACAUCAGUGGAGAUCAAAGCCUGGGACAACAGACAACUUCAGUGGGAAAAGCCUUGAUGAGGCUGCAGAGAAAGAAGUUUUAAUGCUACAAACUAGUCCACAACCACACUGGUAUAUCUGCAAGUGCAAGAAGAAAAUAUUUUCCGAAGUAGAGGUUUGUCCCUUGUGUACUCGGGGACCAAAUGUUUGGGGGAGUGUCCAACUGUGCAGAUUCGUGCUGGUACUUUUAAGCUCUGGGAACCCUGCUAAUCAGAAUAAUCCAUAUGAACUGGCCACAACACUGUGAUCAAAAAGAGAGGGAUUUUCUCCUAAUUUCAAAUAAAUGGCAGAUGCAGUUUUUUAUUUUAUUUUACUUUUUAAAAAUAAUACCCUCCCCCCCUUGUCUCCAAUUCUUAAAUUUGUAUUUUAUUUUUUAUCGAUAUUGGGGUCAAGAUCUUUCACCUGUACAUGAGUUUGGUUUGAAUAUGUAGGUUGAUAAGUGUGUUUUUUUUUAAGUGACCAACAACUGUGGUUGAAAAGUAUGUGCCGUGACUGUAAAGCUUUGAUGGAGGAGGGUGAGGAGGAGGAGUAAAUGAAACAGAUGUACUUUAUGGAUGCAAGAAUGUACUGAGAGAUCAAAGCAGAUGUACAUACAGUAUGUGCAAAAAGAUGUAUUUUUAGCAGGUGUGAUCAGGUGGGAUGAAUGCGAACGUGAGAAGUGAUUUGUAUGAUUCUUUUUAACACACUUGAACGGCAAAUCACGUCGAUUUAUCAUGUUUUUUUCUUUCUUUUUUAUUUAAAUGGGGACUUGAAAUCAUAAAGAGGUAUUUUGAUAAUAUACAAGUGCAAAAAAAAACAUUUUUCCUGUUUAACAUUUUAUAAAUGUUUUUAAAUGGACACUUCAGCUGUGAAAAUUAAGUAAGAUUGAGUUUGUUUCUGUCUGAAAUUAGCAUCUUGUCGUUUGUUCUCCGCACAUCUCUGAUUGCUGUAAAAGACUCUAACAUAUUUCUUCUUAUAUUGCACAUCUGCAGAGUUUAACAUUGCAGUAGAUGAGCUAUCUCACGGUAGAUGGUCCAGGAAACUGUUAGAUCUAUUAAAUUCAUCAAAUCAUCAUGUAAAUCAUACAUGCAGCUGUAGUAUUUUCUUUCUCUUCUUCUCAGUAAAAAAACACAAACCUGUGACUAACUACGUCUUCAAUGUUCUUGGUGUCUGCUGGAGGGAAGGUUUUGUCCAAAGCCAACAACUCGAAACAAAUCUCUUUCAUUUGUAAAUGCAACUAUGCAAAGUCGUCUAGUGAUGGUUUAUGGAACGGAAAGUCUCAAAUGGUAUCUGCCUGUGUCGAGCCCCCCGUUUGGUUUUCCUGUUUCUGUUCCCAGUUGUAGAGAUGAUGGAUCACUUCUGGAGUGAAGUAACGAGAACCAGACAAACCUAACACCUUGCACACACUGUGAUCAGGUCAGGGCUUUAGUGCUUUUUUUAAAAAAAAAUUUUAAUAGAUAUUAAGAAUACAAAAGUCCAAUAACAAGGUACUUCCACUGUCUGUCCAGCGGUAUGAGAUGGGAAAUAUGAGAAGCUAUAAAGGCAACUUUCUUAAUGGGAUUCAGUAAGUAAGCUUAAGGAUUGGAUGAAUAUGUGAACUUUUUCCCUUUUUCCUUUCUGUGCGUCACUCACAAGAACCUAACAUGUUAUUGUUUCUAAAGAUGGGACUUGAACUAGUGGGGAGAUGAUAAUGAAAUUACUGAGACUGGUAACUAAUAUGAUUUUGUACAGUAAAAUAAAAGGUUUACUCUGA